AGAAGAGGUGAGAAGCAGAGCUGAAACGAAGAGCAAAGUUGUCACCAUCUUCGAUCUGCCAUCCGUCCGCGAGGUGGGAUGUGUUCACUCUCUCUCUCUCUCUCUCUCUCUCUCUCCACUUAUUUUGCUUAUUUUGCAGGUUUUCUGUUGUUCCAGCGAGUUCGAGCCUUUUAAGGUUCCUCGUGCACGAAACUUUAUAGCAAGAUCUCUCUCUCUCUCUUUCUCUUUCUCGUUCUCUUUCUCUUUCUCUUUCUCUCACUCUCGUUCCCUUUCUUUCUUGAUCUCUUCUCCCUCUUCCUCUGUGCCUUCAUCUCUGAAAAAUCUAAACUUUUUCACUCUCUGUGGGCCUUCUUCUCCUUCAACAGCACUGUUCUUAACAUCUGGACUAUUGGAAAUUUUGGAAUCACUCCUCGUUCUGGGGGAAGCGAGGUAUUGAGAAACAGUCUUUUCAACUUCUUGAUUUCAUUGCUGCCACUGGGAUUGAAAAACUAAGACAGUGAGAAAAUGUUAACUUCAAAACAAACAGUUAAUGAGACUGCAAAAUGGAGCCAAGCAAAUGUAGACACCCUUAUUGUUCUGAUGGUAGAGGAAGUUAAGAAAGGAAAUAGGACUACUUCGACUUUUAAUAAAGCUGGUUGGAACAACAUUGCCAAUAACUUCAAAGAAAAAACUGGGGUCAACUAUGCCAUUGUACAGUUGAAGAACAAAGUGAACAAACUGAGGCAGGAUUAUAGUCAGUUUAAGAAGCUAUUGGAGACAACUGGUUUUGGUUGGGAUACUGCUUCAAGAACUUGUACUGUUGAUGAUGAAUCUAUCUGGGAAUCGCAUACUAAGGAUAACCCUACUUGGGCACGAUUUAAGAAGCACGGACUACCACAAUGGCCAGACCUAUGUAUGGUAUUUGGUGAUACAUAUGCAGACGACGAAGUAAGUGGGACUCAAACAACCGUGUUGGAAAUUAUGGGGGCCGAUGAUGCUAGGAAUAUGAUUGAGUCUUGUGAUGAGUCAAGUUCUGCUGAUAAAGUUACUCCAUUAGGUGACACCCAAACUGAAGCAGUGGAAAAAAGGCCAGCUACUAAGCAUAGGCAUGAUAGGACUCCAAAUGCGAAAAGGAGGAGGAGCAAGUCUAAUGAUUGGUCAAUGGCAUGCAAGGCAAUUCAAGAUAUGAGUAAAUCAAGGGUAGAACGAGAUGCGAGCAUGUCCACUGCUUCAACCCAAAAUGUGGAACAGAUGUACGGGAUUACUAAGGCCACGGAGGUGCUUGAGUCAGGAUAUGAGUUAGAUAAAGCACUAUACGAGAAAGCACUUCGGAAGUUAAUGGCUGACCCGCAAUGGAGAGAAGCAUUAAUUUCUUGCCCUCCUCAUCGGAAGUCAAUACUCCUUCGUACCCUUCAGUAGUUUGCUUCUUGAAAAGUUCUUUUAAUUACAUAGAUUGAUAACGCUACUUGGAUUGUGCCUUGACACUAGUUUUAACUUUGAUGGUUUGCUAUGUUUUCCUUCACUUUUUAAGAUGUUAUGGAUGACUGUGUCUUGAAUUUUUUUUAUAACUGUAGUAUUUAAUGUCCUGAAUAUUUGUUCAUUGUACCUUGACACUACUUUUAACUUUGAUGGUUUGCUAUGUUUUCCUUCAUUUUUUUUAAGGUGUCUUGGAUGAUUGUGUCUUGACUUAUUUUUCUAACUGUAGUAUUUGAUGUCUUGGAUAUUUGUUCAAAAUUAUGGUUUGAUGUGUUUGCAUAUUUCUAAUUUUAUAUUAUAGGAAUGGAUCAAAGAAUGAUCGCAUCUAGGGAACACAUUGAACAAAUGGAAAGGGAUGACACUGAUGCAGAAAUCAUGAUGUGUAUGAUGUUGUUGAUGAAAGCACGUGAUUCAUUAUACACUAGAGAGCCCAUACGAGAAAGUAAAUUGACAGGACCAGAGCGAGUGAGUGAGGCUCUAAACGGACAUGUAGACAGAUGCUAUGAACAGUAUAAAAUGGAACGCCAUGUCUUCCUCAACUUUGAAGCAUUAAUGCGACAACGUGGUUGGUUGGAAGAUAGUCGAUAUUUAAGAGUGGAUGAGCAGUUGGCAAUGUUUAUAUCUAUCGUUGGUCACAAUGAUAGGUAUAGAGACAUAGCAGAACACUUUCAGUGUUCUCUUAACACUAUAGGUGAACACUUUAAGAAAGUGUUACGUGCUUUCAUACUACUGGGACAAGAGAAUAUCAAACCUCCAAACUUCAGUCGUUGCCCUAAACAGAUUCUUGAAAAACUAAAGCUCUAUCCUUUCUUCAAGGACUGCAUUGGCGCGAUUGAUGGCACUCAUGUUAGUGCUUCUGUACCUCUACCAAACAAAUACCGUACAGAGGAAGGAAAGGAGAUACGACCUGGAAUGUUAUGUGUGCAUGUGACCUUGACAUGAAAUUCACUUUUGUGUACGCUGGUUGGGAGGGUUCUGCAAAUGAUUGUCGAGUAUUCAAUGAGGCAUUGAAUAACCCUAAAUUUGAAUUUCCUCAUCCUCCACCUGGUACAUUCUAAAUCUUAACCUCACCAGUUGAUUAUGCUCUAUUUUACAUAUUGUGUUGAUUCAUUACUUUUCACUUUACGUGCUAGGUAAAUAUUAUGUGGUUAAUUCUGGUUAUCCAUCUACUACUGGGUUCUUGACGCCGUUCAAAGGACAAAGAUACCAUCCAAAUGAUUAUAGGAAUAGACGUCCAAGGACAGCAGUAGAGCUAUUUAAUAAUAGACACUCUUCUGUUAGGAAUGUCAUAGAGCGCAGUUUUGGUUCUUUGAAGAAGCGUUUCCUAAUUCUCAGCAAAAUGCCAUGUUUUCUACUGAACACCCAAACAUGCAUCGUCAUUGCUUGUUGUGCACUUCACAACUUCAUUCGGGAGGAAGAAAUUGCAGACAAGAAUUUUGAGGAGUUUGGUGAAAAUUGGUGGAAUCAGGAGCCUAAAGAAAUUCAAGAUUAUGUACCACCGGCUCACAUUAGUAUAAGCUUAGCAGAAAGAAGAAGACAGAUGGAUGAUCUUAGGAAAAAGAUUGCAAAUGAGUUAGCUGUUAAAGCCAGAAUGGCUCAAAUUACAUGAUUACAUUUUGAUGAUUGGAUUUAAACUUUGAAGUAGUGGGACAUGUUUUGCAGUUAAGAAUUAAGUUGGAAGACCUAAUUUAUGCCCUUAAGUUCAUAAUUAGAUACUUUAAGAAUUA
Macadamia integrifolia is the source of this 3182-nucleotide messenger RNA. Its product is annotated as L10-interacting MYB domain-containing protein-like. Lineage: Eukaryota; Viridiplantae; Streptophyta; Magnoliopsida; Proteales; Proteaceae. Bases 505 to 1398 code for a protein of 297 amino acids. The record is from RefSeq and is a predicted model, not a curated record. The transcript has 5 exons.